Molecule: messenger RNA, 1261 nt
Organism: Phymastichus coffea
Lineage: Eukaryota; Metazoa; Arthropoda; Insecta; Hymenoptera; Eulophidae
Gene: D1
Product: high mobility group protein B2
Exons: 3
Coding region: 152-487 (111 amino acids)
Biological process (GO): regulation of DNA-templated transcription
Cellular component (GO): nucleus; chromatin
Molecular function (GO): DNA binding
Source: RefSeq, a predicted model, not a curated record
GGGGAAGGGACAGCAGACGCGGAUAUCUGGAGAGACGCCGACGAGCGUCAGUCGUACGGCCCAGUUUGCAGACGUAUCACUACUCAGCUUCUCCCUCGCUAAACAGCAAGCUUUAUCAGUUUGUGUUCCGAGUGAAAUAGAGGAGGCAAGGAUGUCGGAUGAUAACUCGUCGGUUGUGGAUGAGCAGAAGAAGAAGAGGGGCCGGCAGGCUAAAAGCGAGAAGAACGCUGUUAAGGAGCCCAAGAAGAGAGGCAGGUCCACCACUGAGAAGAACAGCAAAGCCAAGUCCGACGGCGAAGAUGACGCGCCUGCGGUGCCAGUCAAGAGGGGACGCGGUAGGCCAAAGGGUUCUCACAAAAAGAAGACCGCCGCAGCGAAGUCCCCCGGACGUGGACGUGGCCGGCCGAAGAAGGUAGAGGAGAAACCUGAAAGCACUGGUGAGGAGGAAGACGAACAGGAGGAGGAAGAGGAAGAGGAGGAGAACUGAACAAUCAGAACACCUGCUGAUGAACAAAAUAAAUCAUUAAAAUAACACAUUAAGCGAGCAGCCCUUUCUCUAUUUUGACGAUGACGACAACUCACACGUCUAUCCUCUUUGUUUCUUCAAAUGAAUAAUAUGCUUUAAGAGUUUCUUUUUGUAAACAUGUCGGUUGAAGACAUGAAUCUAGGUCCUUUUAUUCUUCGAUUUUUAAACGAUCGAUUAAUUCACUGAACGGUUUUAUAGCACGUAUAUUUAAUAAAAAAAUAAUGAUUUCGACAUAGAGGGAAAAAGCGCCAAAAGAUAUAAAGGUUCUGUAAUUAUGUGAUGCGUCGAGAUAAGUCAAAAUUUAAAUGACAACACAAAGUAAAUGGUGUGUAGUGAUCCAUGUUUUUUGGAUACUCGUGCGUUUGCAUUAUAGGAAUUCCUUUGGGACAAGUGUUUUUUUUGUUUUUUUUUUUUUUUUUUUUUUUUUGUUUUGUCUUCGAUUUUUUUAAAUUAAUGUGACAUGAUUUGAAAAAUGAAACGUUCUGUUUACUAAAGCACUAUCUCCUUUCUUUGCAUCUGUACUACAUGUGGGUAUAUCUAGUAAAAAAAGCUCUUGCUGACAGUUGAACGAUGCUUUGUUUAUGCCGCGAAUGUAAGAAAGAAUUUUUUCUUGUCUUUUAAGUACUAAAAAUAAUCUAAUUAACGAAAAGAAGUCCUAAUUCUACGUACGAAACAUUAUUGAGUGAGUGUCAAAUUUGUAUUAAAGUAAAUAAAUUCACAGACUACAUCUUUCGA